This is a messenger RNA of Colletes gigas, 2599 nucleotides long. Its product is annotated as acylamino-acid-releasing enzyme-like. Lineage: Eukaryota; Metazoa; Arthropoda; Insecta; Hymenoptera; Colletidae. Gene Ontology annotation, molecular function: serine-type endopeptidase activity. The transcript is spliced from 14 exons. The record is from RefSeq and is a predicted model, not a curated record. Gene Ontology annotation, biological process: proteolysis. The coding region runs from base 340 to 2538 and encodes 732 amino acids.
AUAAAUUAAUACAUAAAAAUGUGUAAAAAUUUGAAUACACAAAUAAACAAGUUACCGUCCAACGAAAUAUCGUGUCGAUACAAUCUCAUCGACACUUAAAAAUAAAAUAAUAAUAACAGAUAUAAUUUGUUCAAUUUUAUGUUUUUACUGUGUGAAUAAUUAAUAUCUUCGCCAAAGUAAAUAAAUAUAACAAAUAUACUAUGAAAAUAAGAAUAUCUAACGAUAAUUCUAAAAAGUAACCUCAAUUCGACUUUAAAGCAAUAUUAUGUACUGUUAAGCAUAUUCAUUGCUUUUUGAUAACCAAACCUGAGAAGUGUGAACUAAACAGUUGUAUAUAAAAUGGCAUCAAGUCAGAUUGAAAAAAUUGUCAAAUUGUAUAAAACAUUAGCACAAAAUCCAUCAUUGAGCGGUGCAAAGAUUCUUCGAGCAACCAGCAAUGGAAUAUUAAUUUCAAGCGUGUGGUCUCAGAAAAAUUUGGAGAGGAAAACAAAUCAAAAGUUUUGUCAGAAUCAUAUUUUAGAUUCUGAAUUGUUACUUUUAUCUGAAAAUUUUCCUAUUGAUGUUACAACAGAACUUCUGUCUGUGUCUACCGAAGACGAACAACGUAGAGCUGUACUAAGGCAAGCGACUAUUGAGAACACAUCAAAACAAUUUAUUGAAAUCUGGGAUAAGCAGAGACUACUGAAAAAUUAUGAUUUAACUGCUUUCGAUGUACAUGGAGAUGUAUAUACAGAUUCUGAAUUUGCUUCUUUCGAAUGGUCUCCAGAUAAGACAAAGGUUUUAUACAUAGCAGAAAAAAAACUGCCAAAGUCAGCACCAUUUUACAAGCAAAAGCCUCUUAAUAAAAAAGAAUCAAAAGACGAAGAUGAAGUAUCUGUGGGUAACGAGUAUGUUUACAAACCACAUUGGGGAGAACAGUUGGUAGGUAAACAUCGUCCAGUUGUCGCAAUUCUCGAUACGACAACAGACACAAUUUCAAUUCUCUCAGGCAUACCGGAUGAACUUUCAUCUGCUCAAGUAUUAUGGGCAAAAAACAAUCAAGAUAUAGUGGGUGUAGCAUGGAAACACGAACCAAGACAUUUAGGUCUUGUUGCCUGCACGAAUAGGCUUUCCUGGAUAUUCUUAUUGAAAGAUGCAGAAUACAAAAAACUCUCCAGUGAUGGGUGCGCUGUUCGUUGUCCUAGAUUCAGCCCUGAUGGAAAACACUUAAUCUGGUUGGAAAGAGCAGCCGGUGGAGCACAUCACAAUGCUCACAGAUUGAUGCAUCUUGAUUUCAAUUCUGAAAAGCCGGAGGCUGACGUACUUGUAGAUAUAGUGCAUACAUGUAUAUCUAUUAAAAAUUCUGAACAAUUUUACGGUUUUUAUGGCCGUUUACCUCGUCGAUGUUGGAGCAGCGAUUCACAGUACAUAUUUUUAAGUUCACCACAGCAGAAUAAUACACGUUCUUACAUCGUCGAUAUAAAAACAAAAACCAUAACUGAGAUUCAGAAUGAUAAAAGUAGCCUCGUUGUUUUGGACGUGAAAAAUGACGUUAUUGCAUUUUUGGAGUCAUCUAUUAUGGAGCCUUCUGUUCUUACAAUAGGAAGAUUUAAUUUAGAAGUAGUUAAUAAUGGUAAUAUCGCAAGAAGUAAAAUUUCAACUUCGGCGACUAUUCCUGAAUCUGAAAAUUUAAUGUACGAGUUCUCCGAAUAUGAUUACGAUAACGAUGAUGAAAUUAAACACUUCAAUUUCAUUUAUUUUGGACCAAAAGUUGGAAACAACAAAUCUGUACCUUUUGUAAUUGUACCACAUGGUGGACCCCAUGUUAAUUAUGAAAAUCUAUUUAUACUGAAUUAUUUUCUAUUUGUACUGUCAGGUUUAGCUGUGGUACAAGUUAACUAUCGUGGUUCAACGGGUAUGGGUUCUAAAAAUGUUGAAUAUCUUCAAGGAAAAGUUGGAGACGUUGACGUAAAAGAUUGUGUAAUUGCUACGAAAGAAGCUUUACGGAAAUAUCCAUGGCUAAAUCCAGAAAAAGUGGGGCUAGUUGGAGGUUCACAUGGUGGAUUUUUAGUAACUCAUCUAAGUGCUCAAUAUCCAGACUUGUACAAAGUUGUUGUUGCGAGGAAUCCUGUAAUCGACAUCGCUGCUAUGUUUACAAUAUCAGAUAUUCCAGACUGGUGUGCCGCUGUAGUGAAUUAUCCAUUUGAUGAAAGCACACCAAUGGCAGAAUCGGAUCAAGUCGAAAUGCUUGUGAAAAUGUUUAAAUGUUCUCCGAUCAUUCACGUUAGUAAAGUCAAAGCUCCAACUUUACUAUGCAUUGGCUCAAAUGAUUUACGUGUACCUCCGUCUCAAGGAAAAUUGUGGUAUCAACGUUUGAAGGCAAAUAAUGUUAAGACAAAGAUGCUUUUUUACGAAGACAAUCAUCCUUUAGCGUCUGGACCAGUUGACGUCGAUAACAUUAUCAAUGCUUGUUUAUGGUUGCUCGAACAUAUCCCGACAGAAAAAACUGACGACGUAAGUUUGCAGGAAGAGAAAUGUGAUAAAUGUAAUAAGUUUUAAUAAUUUUAUUAUCACAAAUGUAGUAUUUACACAAUGUCGCCAUGUAUACGUUUAUAAAGGU